CUACAACGCCAACCCCGGAGACAUUAUUGGGGAACACUCCCGCCUCACCAGUGCUUGUUGUUUAUCCCGUAUACUUCAACAGCCCAGCGGCUACAUGCUGCGACCACAAACUACAAUAUCGCCCGGAGAAAUCAUUCCUUACUUAACCAGAGAAGGUCUAGCAGCAGUUCUGUACAACGACGGAUCGCUCACUGCGAACACCACGUCUGAAGCCAGAUCCUCAACUCAAAUGAUGGACAGCAGUCAGAAGGGACAGGCCAGUAGCCUGUUCCAGGUCUACCUUCGUCUUAGGCCUCACAGAGCAAGGCUGCCAAACGCGGAUGCGGAGCGGUUCCUCCUCGUGGAAGAGCCUGAAGAUGGCGGCGCUCCCACUCACAUCACCCUGAAUCCGCCCAUGGACCGCAGAAGAGCAAUCGAAAAGUUUGCCUUCACCCAAGUGUUCGAGGAGGCCUCUUCGCAGCUUGACAUCUUCCAUGGCACACGUGUGCUGCCACUGGUCGAAGGUGUGCUUGCUCCACAGGGCGGCGAGGGUACUGACGGCUUACUCGCCACGCUGGGCGUCACCGGCUCUGGCAAGACACACACCAUGCUGGGUUCCCGUCAGCAACGCGGCAUGACACAACUUGCUCUGGACGUCAUGUUUCGCGGCAUCGAUGCGAGCAUCGUCGACUGUACACGGUCAUCGUCGCUUGAAACGAGCAUACAAGCGUCGGAUGCCUCCGACGCAACUCUGCUCACCGCCCCAGCCUUUCUCGAGACCGUCUUUAGCGAUUUCAGCGGUCCCUCACGCGCAGGAUCUCGAGCUGCAACCCCAAUGAUAACCGAUCACGCUCCGCCACCAACACCCCGACGUCACAUUCAGCGGCCGUCGGCGCUGCCUCAAGCUCCCGAUAUAAGCGCCGCCAGGGCUUCCAGCGACCCCUCGGCCGAGUACGCAAUUGUGAUAUCCAUGUAUGAAGUAUACAACGACAGAAUAUUCGAUUUGCUCACGCCACCCAUCAAGUCCAAUGCAACCAAGGAAUAUAAGCGAAGACCGCUUCUCUUCAAGCCCACCGAGAACUCGCCCGAUCGCAAAGUCGUCGCGGGACUUCGCAAGAUUAUUUGCAGUAGUCUGAAGGAAGCCUUGAUGGUACUGGAGGCUGGGCUUCACGAAAGACGCGUGGCUGGCACAGGGAGCAACAGCGUCUCUUCGAGAAGUCACGGCUUUUUCAACGUUGAGGUCAAGAAGAGGCGACGCAGUCGUACCGCUUCACACUGGAGCACAAGUACACUGUCUAUUGUUGAUCUGGCAGGUAGUGAGAGAGCAAGGGACGCCAAGACGCAAGGCGCGACGCUUGCUGAAGCCGGCAAGAUUAACGAGAGUCUGAUGUACCUUGGGCAAUGCCUGCAAAUGCAGAGCGACGCGGCAAGCGCCACGAAGCCAAACCUUGUGCCCUUCAGGCAAUGCAAGCUCACCGAGCUGCUCUUCUCCAAUUCCUUUCCGUCCACGUCUCUGGCUCAAUCAACGACACAUAGGCGGCCCCUUCAGAAAGGCGUAAUGAUUGUAACAGCGGAUGCCUCGGGAGAUUACAACGCCAACUCUCAGAUUCUGCGGUACAGUGCACUUGCCCGAGAGGUGACGGUCCCCCGAGUGCCUUCCAUCACUUCCACAAUAUUGGCGCCCGGUCAAGCGCAGCAAGAUCUUAGCAGCAGCCCGACAUCAACUUCGCCAAUUGCGCAAAGAAUGCAUCAUCCGUCCGCGACACACUCCCGCACAUUCUCGCCGAUGUCAGACACCGAGAGGGGGACCAUGGAGAAUGCGGCUCUCGAGAUUGCUCGCAUGGCAGACAUAAUAGAUCAGCUAAACGCCGAGCUCGCAAAAGAGUCGGAAGCGCGGAUGGAGGCUGAAGCUCACCUCAUGUCAAUGGAAGAUCGGGUUGUCGAGUUAGAGCAGGAGAUCCGUGAGGACUGCUAUGCCGACUUUGAGCAAAGACUUGCCAUGGAGAUGAACCGGUGGAAGGCUUCAUUGUCGCUUGAACAGGAGCGCGGUGAGGAGCACUGGGAUCGCAAGGUGGAGGUCCUUGCCCGCGGUGUUGGUGUUGCCAACAAUCAUGACAACGGCGACGACUCCGAGGAUGAGGACAAAGAGAACAUCUUGAUUGAGAGCCUGGAGCAGGAGAACGACCGCCUUCGUCGCGAGAUUGCCGUGCUGAAGCGCGAGCUGACAACUCGCACACCCAGCAAGCGUGCGCCUCUUCAGGAGAGAGGCGACGUGCCCAGCACCAAGGGCGAGCUCAGCAGCCUCGGCAGCAGCAUGGAGAACUUAAGGAUAAGCACAAGCAGCAACGGCGCAGAAGACCCGGCGAAGAAAGGCAUUCGAGUAUCGAGCACCGGUAGCCCGACGAAGAAGGUCCGCAAGCUGCCAGCGCGAAAGUGGGAGUCUAUCGAUGCCGACGCCGACAAUUCACUGAUGUGAGAGGUGUCGUUCUCAUGGCGUUCUUGGGGGAACAGGAUGGUGCUGGGUGUUGGAUUCAUUUCAUCGGCUUGUGGCGGCGGUCUUUCUGAUGUUUGCACAUACCCUUUUGAAUUUUGAUGACCACAUUCUUGGCUUUUUGGCAGCAUUCCGUCAGGAUACGUUGUCUGAAGUUUCAGACGGAUUUACGAACACAAUCAUCUUUCAUAAUACAGCAAGCUAUAUCUCAAA
Microdochium trichocladiopsis is the source of this 2683-nucleotide messenger RNA. RefSeq names its product P-loop containing nucleoside triphosphate hydrolase protein. The record is from RefSeq and is a predicted model, not a curated record. Gene Ontology annotation, biological process: microtubule-based movement. The coding region runs from base 95 to 2455 and encodes 786 amino acids. The transcript is spliced from 4 exons. Gene Ontology annotation, cellular component: kinesin complex; microtubule; nucleus. Gene Ontology annotation, molecular function: ATP binding; ATP hydrolysis activity; microtubule binding. Lineage: Eukaryota; Fungi; Ascomycota; Sordariomycetes; Xylariales; Microdochiaceae.